AUGGACUUGCUCGACUUCCCGCCUGAGAUCUUCAGGCACGUCAUCAACUGCCUCGUCAGUGAUGUCGGUGUCCUAUGUGCUUGGAAACUGCGAAGCGUAUGCCGUAAGACUCUCAUUCCCGUGGUCGCGCAAAUGCUCAGGGCUGAUAAUUUCAUAGGAACCUUUGAUCAGGAGAUCAGCGCAAACAUUCUAGCCGUACAACCGGGAGAGGCGUUUCGCAGCUACAGAGCCUGGUGCCUACUCAAUCGCAAAGAGAACAUGAUGUACUACCUCGCAUAUCACGUCAAGAGUCCACGCGAUGUCUUACCGGAGCUUCCCGCCAAGAUACAGAAUAUGGUGGAGUAUGUCACCAAGGAGCUCACCGCAAUAGACAGUCUCGACGACCGUAACAUCCUUCUGGAGGUUUGUGCCGGCGUUGCGCAGACAUGUCCGCUCCUUGCAACCUUCCUCUGGCGGAAUAGCUCAACCUCGCCAGGGAGCGAGCAAAGAUACAGGGAACGGCGCCAAGCACUGAGCAAGGAUAUUACCUAUCAUGACCAGCUCAUUGCGGCGAUAAGUGUGGGUGCUCAUGACGCCGUCGCAAAACUACUACCUCAUGCUCCUACCUCACUCUCGCUGGGUAUUUUUGAAGAGCCAAUACUAGCUGCUGUUCGACAACAAGACCACAAGAUGAUCGCUGUUAUGAUGACAGUUCUGGAUCAACAUAAGUUGAAGAGGCUCAAGAAGAAUCAGGUCAUUGGGUUUGGUUCUCCAUACAGUAUGCUUGGCUCCAUGCAACCAGCUAUCGCGGAUGAUAACGUCGACAUGGUAAAGCUACUACUUGGCUACAUUCGUCGCUACCUGACCCUUCCCGACAAAACCUAUUAUCGUCAGUGGAUUGAUCGUGCUAUUCUCUCACGAAGCAACAGCGUCCUCAGAACUCUUCUCCAAGCCGCACCCGACACCAAGCCCUUCCAGAUCAACACUACUAUCUUCGAACGGGGCGUUAAGACCGGAGACUCAGCUAUCGUUACCACUCUCAUCAACUACGGAAGCAUUCAGCUAGACUCUAGUAGCGCCCAGAUGUCAGCCCUGGCGGCUUCCAUAAGAGCUGGUGGUGUUGCGGUAAUUCGCGCAGUCGUCGAAGCUGGUGCAGACAUUAAUUUGGUUAUAACAACCCAUCGUCUGAAGCAUUGCGAUGCCAUUACACCACUGGAGUAUGCUAUCUAUCUGAACCACUUCGACGCCGUGUGCUACUUGAUCAAAUGCGGAGCCAGCGUUCCUGCUACCUAUACUUGGCACCUCUCAAAGAAGAUGCAAGCCGUCCUUCAGAAUGCGGCAGUCUCCCAGAAGCAAUCGACGAAGCAAAAGCAUUAA
Molecule: messenger RNA, 1356 nt
Organism: Alternaria infectoria
Lineage: Eukaryota; Fungi; Ascomycota; Dothideomycetes; Pleosporales; Pleosporaceae
Exons: 1
Coding region: 1-1356 (451 amino acids)
Molecular function (GO): protein binding
Source: RefSeq, a predicted model, not a curated record